AUGGCGGACGUCCUGGUGGUGGGCGGAGGAGGGCGCGAGCACGCCAUUGCCGUGAAGCUCCGAGAGUCCCCCAAGGUGCGGCACGUCUUCUGCGCCCCGGGCAAUGGCGGCACCGCCACGGAGGAGCGCAUGACCAACCUCCCCAUCGGCGACAGCGACGUGCCGGCUUUGGUUGCGGCCGCCAAGGAGAAGGCGGUGGCCCUGGUCUUCGUGGGCCCCGAGGCGCCGCUCUGCGCGGGCCUGGCGGACGCGCUGCAGGAAGCCAAGCUGCCCUGCUUCGGGCCCACGCAGAAGGCCGCGGAGCUGGAGGCUUCGAAGGCUUUCUCCAAGGACUUCUUCGCCAAGUACAAGCUGCCCACAGCGAGCUACAGGACAUUUAAGUCCGGCGAGCAUGAGGCAGCGCUGAAGUACCUGGAGGCCGAGUACAGCGCGGGCCGGGAGGUGGUGGUGAAAGCCUCCGGCCUGGCGGCGGGCAAGGGGGUGCUCAUGCCCCAGACUUUGGAGGAGGCCAAGGACGCGGUGAAGCAGGUCAUGGUGGACAAAGUCUUCGGCGCAGCAGGCGACGAAACCGUCAUCGAGCAACUGCUGAUCGGCGAAGAGGUCAGCUGCAUGGCGUUCUCGGACGGCCAGCGGGCCGCCAUGAUGGUGCCGGCCCAGGAUCACAAACGUGUAGACGACAACGACCAGGGCCCCAACACCGGGGGCAUGGGCGCCUAUGCUCCUGCUCCGUGCCUCACUCCGGAGCUCAAGCCUCAAGUAGAAGAGGUUCUGCAGAGGACGGUGGAGGCCUUGGCCACGGAAGGCCGCAGAUACGUCGGGGUGCUCUACGGCGGCUUUAUGCUCACCAAGGAUGGCCCGAUGCUGUUGGAGUACAACUGCCGCUUCGGGGAUCCGGAGACGCAAGUCCUCCUCCCGUUGCUGGACUCCGACCUCUUCGAGGUGGCCCUUGGCUGCGCUGAGGGCAACCUUGCAGCUCGAGUGCCCGAGGUGACGUGGAAGCCUGGAGCGGCCGCAACGGUGGUGUGCGCCGCGCGGGGCUAUCCCGGGUCCUACCCAAAGGGCCUGCCGCUGAGCGGCAUUGAAGAGGCGAAUAGUGUGGAGGGCGUCAAGGUCUACCAUGCUGGCACCAAGCAGGGGGAUGGCCUGGUAUCCACCGGUGGCCGAGUGCUAGCGGUCACCGGGCAAGCGCCCUCCUUUAAGGAGGCCUUGACCCGCGCCUAUGCGGGCGUGGCCAAGAUCAGCUUCGACCCCCCAGGUGUGGCGGUAGGUGCCUGGGCCAAAAGACGACCCGAGGAAAAUCCGGGGAUCCGAGUGCCGAAAAGGAGGAUCCAUGCACAGUAUGAAAAUUGGCUUGGGUUCCCUGCAGAGCCAAAAUCUCAUGCCAGGGUUGUUGCAGCAACCAUCUUUGCCCUAAAGAAAAAGAAAGCUGCGGGGCUUGGAGUCUUUGGGUCGCUGGAGUGUCAGUUUUUCCGCCAUGACAUGUUUGGUUUCCCCAAAAGGACAGACACCCAGGGCAAGAGUCUGCUGUUUGAAUUUGAGGGAUGCCAACUUUGUGCGAGCUGCGGAUGGUCAAACGCCCAGCCUUGUGACGCAGACGGUUAA
Messenger RNA from Effrenium voratum, 1602 nucleotides. The record is from the annotation of a GenBank genome assembly. Lineage: Eukaryota; Dinophyceae; Suessiales; Symbiodiniaceae.